This is a messenger RNA of Scleropages formosus (Asian bonytongue), 4727 nucleotides long. Its product is annotated as sister chromatid cohesion protein PDS5 homolog A-like. Bases 364 to 4485 code for a protein of 1373 amino acids. NCBI's taxonomy places the organism in Eukaryota, Metazoa, Chordata, Actinopteri, Osteoglossiformes, Osteoglossidae. Gene Ontology annotation, cellular component: chromatin; nucleus. The transcript has 34 exons. Gene Ontology annotation, biological process: DNA repair; mitotic sister chromatid cohesion. The record is from RefSeq and is a predicted model, not a curated record.
CGCCAAUUCCUCGAGCGAGCGCCGUCCCGCGACUCCGCGGCCUCUAGAGGGCGCCGUUCUCCGGCUUCUCUGCGCGCUUCCCCCGUGCGCGAAUCCUGCCCGCUGCCGGAGUAUCUUUGUGUGGCACUCGGACGCUCCUCAUGCUCUGAAGCAGCACAUGUCCGGGAGGUGAAAACAGCGCCGCGGCCGGUUCGCUCCCUCCCUCCCUCGCUCGCUCGCUUGCUCGUUCCCGUCCCGGGGGGGCUGCGAUUACCGCACCCGGCUCUGGCGGCUCGGUCUCCGGGAGCCGAUGCUUUAGAGCCCGCGAGGGGGCAGUAGAGGAGCGCUGAAGAGCCGCGCUGAAGAGCCACGCUGAGCGGCAGCAUGGAGUUCGCGCAGCACCAGAGGGCUGCGGACGCCAAAGUGACCUACCCUCCUGGGGUGAAGGAGAUCACGGACAAGAUCUCCAACGACGAGGUGGUCAAAAGGCUCAAGAUGGUGGUGAAGACCUUCAUGGACAUGGACCAGGACUCGGAGGACGAGAAGCAGCAGUACCUCGCCUUAGCGCUGCACCUGGCCUCCGAAUUCUUCCUGCGCAACCCCAACAAGGAUGUGCGCCUCCUGGUCGCCUGCUGUCUGGCCGACAUUUUCCGCAUCUACGCCCCCGAGGCACCCUACACAUCCCACGACAAGCUCAAAGAUAUUUUCCUGUUCAUCACCAGGCAGCUCAAGGGCCUUGAAGACACAAAGAGUCCUCAGUUCAACCGCUACUUCUACCUGCUGGAGAACCUGGCGUGGGUGAAGUCCUAUAACAUCUGCUUUGAGCUGGAAGACUGCAACGAGAUCUUCAUCCAGCUCUUCAAGACUCUUUUCUCGGUCAUCAAUGCUAGCCAUAAUCAGAAGGUGCACAUGCACAUGUUGGACUUGAUGAGCUCCAUCAUCACAGAAGGGGACGGGGUGACUCAGGAGCUGCUGGACACCAUCCUCAUCAACCUCAUCCCUGCUCACAAGAAUCUGAACAAGCAAGCGUACGAUCUCGCCAAGAUUCUGCUGAAGAGGACCGUGCAGACCAUCGAGACCUGCAUUGCCAACUUCUUCAACCAGGUCCUGGUGCUCGGCAAGUCAUCCGUGAGCGACCUGUCGGAGCACGUCUUCGACCUGAUCCAGGAGCUCUUUGCCAUAGACCCUCACCUUCUGGUCUCUGUCAUGCCACAGCUAGAGUUCAAGCUCAAGAGCAACGAUGGCGAGGAGCGGCUGGCCGUGGUGCGUCUGCUGGCCAAGCUCUUCGGAGCCAGGGACUCUGAGCUGGCCAGUAACAACCGCCCGCUGUGGCAGUGCUUCCUGGGAAGGUUUAAUGACAUCCAUGUGCCAGUGAGACUGGAGUGUGUGAAGUUUGCCAGUCAUUGUCUGAUGAAUCACCCAGACUUGGCCAAAGAUCUCACAGACUAUCUCAAGGUUCGAUCACAUGACCCAGAGGAGGCCAUACGACAUGAUGUCAUUGUCACCAUCAUCAAUGCGGGGAAGAAGGACUUGAACCUGGUGAAUGACCAGCUGCUGGGCUUCGUCAGGGAGAGGACGCUGGACAAGCGGUGGCGGGUGAGGAAGGAGGCCAUGAUGGGCCUCGCUCAGCUGUAUAAGAAGUACUGCCUGCACCAUGAAGCUGGCAAGGAGUCCGCCCAGAAGAUCAGCUGGAUCAAGGACAAGCUGCUCCACAUCUACUAUCAGAACAGCAUUGACGACAAGCUGCUGGUGGAGAAGAUCUUUGCUCAGUUCAUGGUGCCUCACAGCCUGGAGACAGAGGAGAAGAUGAAGUGUCUGUAUUACCUGUAUGCCUGCCUGGACCCUAAUGCGGUUAAGGCUCUGAAUGAGAUGUGGAAAUGCCAGAACAUGUUGAGAAGCCAUGUCCGGGAGCUCUUGGACCUGCACAAGCAGCCCACGACAGAGGCCAACAGCACUGCCAUGUUCGGGAAGCUGAUGACCAUAGCCAAGAACCUGCCGGACCCUGGCAAAGCCCAAGACUUUGUGAAGAAGUUCAACCAGGUUCUUGGUGAGGAUGAGAAGCUGCGCGCCCAGUUGGAGAUGCUCAUCAGCCCAACGUGCUCCUGCAAACAGGCCGAGGUCUGCGUGAGGGAGAUCUCCCGGAAGCUGACCUUCCCCAAGCAGCCCACCAACCCGUUCCUGGAGAUGGUGAAGUUCCUGCUGGAGCGUAUUGCGCCCGUACACAUUGACUCGGAGGCCAUCAGUGCUCUCGUGAAGCUGCUGAACAAGUCUAUCGAGGGAACCGCGGACGACGAAGACGAGGGCGUGACACCCGACACGGCCAUCCGCUCUGGGCUGGAGCUGCUGAAGGUGCUGUCCUUCACCCACCCCACCUCCUUCCACUCGGCCGAGACGUACGAGUCCCUGCUGCAGUGCCUCAAGAUGGAGGACGACAAGGUGGCCGAGGCGGCCAUCCAGAUCUUCAGGAACACCGGGCAGAAGAUCGAGGCCGAGCUGCCGCACAUACGAUCGACCCUGAUCCCUGUGCUCCACCAGAAGGCUAAGAGGGGGACUCCGCACCAGGCCAAGCAGGCUGUGCACUGCAUCCACGCCAUCUUCCACAACAAAGAGGUGCAGCUGGCGCAGAUCUUCGAGCCUUUGUCACGCAGCCUGAAUGCAGAUGUCCCCGAGCAGCUCAUUACCCCCCUUGUGUCGCUGGGCCACAUCUCCUUGCUCGCUCCGGACCAGUUCGCCUCGCCCAUGAAGUCAAUCGUGGCCAACUUCAUUGUGAAGGACCUGCUGAUGAACGACAGGUCUAUAGGCAACAGGAACGGGAAGCUGUGGACUCCAGAUGACGAGGUGUCUCCCGAAGUGCUGGCCAAGGUACAGGCCAUUAAAUUGCUGGUUCGUUGGUUGCUGGGAAUGAAGAACAACCAGUCCAAGUCGGCCAACUCCACGCUGCGGCUCCUGUCUGCCAUGUUGGUGAGCGAGGGGGACCUGACGGAGCAGAAGAAGAUCAGCAAAUCGGACAUGUCCCGGCUGCGCCUGGCGGCGGGCAGCGCCAUCAUGAAACUGGCGCAGGAGCCCUGUUACCAUGACAUCAUAACACCAGAGCAGUUCCAGCUGUGCGCCCUGGUCAUCAAUGACGAGUGCUACCAGGUGCGGCAGAUGUUUGCCCAGAAACUGCACCUGGCGCUGGCCAAGCUGCUGCUCCCGCUGGAGUACAUGGCCGUGUUCGCCCUGUGCGCCAAGGACCCGGUGAAGGAGCGGCGCGCCCACGCCCGACAGUGCCUGCUCAAGAACAUCAGCGUGCGCCGCGAGUACAUCAAGCAGAACCCUAUGGCCCACGAGAAACUGGUGUCGCUCCUCCCAGAGUAUGUCGUCCCCUACAUGAUCCACCUGUUGGCCCACGACCCGGACUUCACCAAGCCCCAGGACUCCGAGCAGCUCCGCGACAUCAAAGAGUGCCUGUGGUUUAUGCUGGAGGUGCUGAUGACCAAGAACGAGAACAACAGCCACGCCUUCCUUAGAAAGAUGGUAGAGAACAUCAAACAGACCAAGGACGCUCAAGCACCUGACGACCCCAAAGUCAAUGAGAAGCUCUACGUCGUGUGUGACGUCGCGCUCCUUGUGAUCGCCAACAAGAGCACAGCUUGUCAUCUGGAGUCUCCCAAGGACCCGGUUCUGCCCACGAAGUUCUUCACACCUCCUGACAAGGACUUUGUAAACAACAAGGAGUACCUGUCGUCAGAAGCCAGGACAACUCUCCUAACAGGAAAGCCAAAGCCCACUCCAGUGCUGGGAACGGUGAACAAGCCGCUGUCCGUGACGGGGAGGAGGCCCUACACGAAGACCACCCCGUCGGACGUCGGCAGUAACAUCAGCGGCACCUCUCAGCCCAGUUCACCUGCGGACUCCAAGGGAAGGGACGGCGGCGCAGGGGCAGGCGCGAGCGAGAACGAGGAGAACCCCGGCAUUGUUCUGGCUGUGAAGACGGAUGGAGGGAAGAAGGACACAGAUGCGGGCCAAGCCAGUGGGGAUCAGCGGGGUAAGAAACGAGAAGGCAGCGAGAACAACGCCACCCCUACGGUCACACCCGCCACCCCCACGCCCCUCAACAAGCCCCGGAGAGGACGGCCCCCCAAGUCGCUGGCCAGCAGUGCAGGUGGGGUCACGAGCGCAGAGAAAGAGGGAAGCGGUGUGGGGAGAGGCCGGAAGAGGGCCUUGCCCCCCCAGGACACGAGCCCCGCAGCAGAGCCAGUGACCAAAACACCGAAACAGCAGAAGGACACAGACUCCAAGAGGGCAACGCCACAGAGACAGGUGGACCUGCAGAGCCUCGCUGCUCCGAGCCGAGUUCCCUCCAGGAGGCGCUGCAUCUUGGGCAGCGAUGGCGACACGGAGAGGGAGAUCGAAUCCAGUCCCGAGUGUUUGGCAGCUAGUGGAGCAGGGAGAGAGGAGCAGGGGCUGCUGGGAGCCGACACCAUCCAGGUAAAAAGAAAAUGGACACAGAGGCACAGGAGGUAAAGGACCAGGUUCGAGCUCCUGGACACUUGCCGAAGACACUGAGGCUGUAGACACCUUCCCUUCGUGGCUCUACACACACACACAUCUUCCAGACUCCCUCCUCUGCGAAAGUGGGAAUGAAACGAUUUAACUCGGAAAGGGUUCAGAUUCAGCGUCGGCUGAAAGAACCGCCCGUUUUUGUUUUUACGAUUCUUUUACAAUUUUAGACGUUUACCGUUGUAUAUUAAAUCCUUUUUAUUCCG